Messenger RNA from Drosophila rhopaloa, 541 nucleotides. RefSeq lists its product as uncharacterized. The transcript has a single exon. Bases 107 to 358 code for a protein of 83 amino acids. The record is from RefSeq and is a predicted model, not a curated record. NCBI's taxonomy places the organism in Eukaryota, Metazoa, Arthropoda, Insecta, Diptera, Drosophilidae.
GUAUAAGAAUUCAGUACGUAUCUGGACUAUCAAUUAAAACAAAAAUCAGCAAAAUCAAAAAGUAUUCAUAACAGUCAUUACAGCAUACAAAUUUAAUUUUAAAAAAAUGGAUGCAGUUGUUUUGGAAUAUGUAGUGAAGGCUGACGCCGAAAAAAGGGAGACGAAAAAGAAAAUCGCGGAUCUCGAGAAGGAAUUGAAGGAUGAAAAGGAUCCAAUUCGCUCGAAAACUAUUGAGCAGCAGAUUGAGGAAUUGAAGAAAGAAGAAGUAGAAGCAUUUAAGAGAAACCAGGCGGUAAUGACAAUGUACGCUAAUACAGCGAACUUUGGAACUUGUAUGGGAAUUAUUCGAAAUUUCUAAGUAAUAUGGAGUACGAAAAGGGUGCUGGACAGCCAUGCUAAACUCAGCAGAAAAAAACUUAAAUAACCAAUAAAUUAUAUUAUUUAAUCGAACAAACUGUAUACACAGUUUUGCUUAAAUGUUGAAGGAACCACUAUAUAUGUAUGAAAUCCAAAUAAAUGUUUUCUGCUUAUACCCUGAAAA